Molecule: messenger RNA, 2619 nt
Organism: Plutella xylostella (diamondback moth)
Lineage: Eukaryota; Metazoa; Arthropoda; Insecta; Lepidoptera; Plutellidae
Source: RefSeq, a predicted model, not a curated record
ACAGUGCUUCAUCUAUACGGACCUUCACAGUCUCUGUCCCGGGACAUUGGUGUUGCCGGUGCUAUUCGCUGGAACAUUAAGUGCGACAAGGACGUUUAUAUAGGUUACCUAAGUAUAACCUACCGAAGAACUGUGGUCGGAAUUAUAAAUCAAUCGCGCGUAGUGUUUGAUUUCGCAUGCUCAAUUAGCAUUGUGGACAUUGUGAAGUGCACCUAGUGUAGCAUAUUCAUCUAUAUAAUCAUUAAAUUAAAAUACCAAAAGUACAAGGCGUUGCACAUAAAUACGUAUUAUAGCGGUUGGCGUUGACGCAGUUUCCGUCUCCUGCUGGUCGUGAGGCUUCGGAAUCGUUCGUUCAUGCACUUCGUGUUGCUUCGUGGACACUCGCCGCGCCGCAUCGUAGUCUCUCAUUGGCUAGCGGAACCAACUUCAAUACGUGUUUCCGAGUUUCGUCUGGCUACCUAGUUAUUAUUCCGAGUUUCGUGCAAGUUUCGUGUGCCAUCCAUUGCUCAGUGGUGCCAUCUGCACCAUAGACUAGAAUAAGCUGCUGCCGAAUCUGCGCCAUUUGUAUUUUAUUUUGUAACCUCGUUGUGUCGUGGGCGCAACAAGUAUUUUUUUGUAAAGUGAUUCGUGAUUAAUCACUACAAUUAUUACUAUUUAAUAGUUUUAUUAGUAAAAAGUUCAUAAUGGAACAAGACUUAAAAAGGCUGAUAGCUGCGAGAGGCCAGUUAAAAGGCACAAUUACAAGAUUGUAUAAUUUCAUUAGUAAUGAAACCGAGUUUAAUAAAGAUUCACAAAAUUGCGAGGAUUUCGAGCGCAUCGAAAAUCAAUACUUUGCAAUAAUGGCUGCCAUUAAUGAAAAAUUGACUCCUGGUACAAAUUGUGAGGUUGGUAAACCAUCUACCAGCAGCAGCAACCUGACUAAGUUGCCCAGGAUAGAAAUACCGAGGUUCAGCGGACAGGUGGGUGAUUAUCACAGUUUUAUCUCAUUAUUUAAAAGUGUAAUUGAUCAAGAUGGCCGUUUGUCACAAUGCGACAAAUUUUUCUAUUUAAAAUCAUUGCUCGAACAAGAUGCCGCUGAACUGGUGAAACACCUAAGCCUAUCUGAUGCUAAUUACUCACUAGCUUUAUCCUUGCUGGCUGAAAGAGCAACGUGCAACCAUUCUUGAGACCGUGGCUGAGGCUGGCCAUAGCCAUGCUCACCCUACCCGAGUAGUGAACAAGAGCCACGGAGCGAGCCUCGUGACCACCACAGGGAGUACCACCAGCUCCAGCACAAGAUGCUGCGACUUCUGUAAGUCUAAAUAUCACAAGUUGUAUCAAUGUCAAAAGUUUCAAUUAGCUUUGCCAACUGAACGUGUGCUGUUUAUUCAAAAUAAUAAGUUGUGUUCACUUUGCUUAAAUCAGCAUAACAAUAGAAAGUGUUUCUUUGCAUUCAAGUGUAGCAUAUGUAAGGAGCGUCAUAAUACGUUAUUACACGUAGAUAAUGUACCAGAAAUACCUAAGCAGGUAUCGGUAUCAAUGGGCCAAUAUGGCAAUAUAUUACUACCAACUAUUAAGGUAGGUUUAGUAGAUAAGCUUGGCAAUACGGUUUAUGCCAAGGCUUUAUGUGACUCAGGUAGUCAAAUAUCAUUCAUUUCAUCAGAUUUAGCUGAUCAAAUUAGUUGUGAAUUAAAAGAUGAGCAAACUAUAAUUAGUGGCAUAUGUCAAGGGAAAAACAAAACUGCAAAGAAGGCUAAGUUUACAAUAUAUUCUGAAAAUAAUGAUUACAGCUUAAAGCUAACAUGUUGCAUUGUUUCAAAAAUAACUUGCGAUUUACCACAAUUUGAUGUAGAUAUUGGUAGCUUAAACAUACCGACUCACAUCAAGUUAGCUGACAGGGAUUUCAAUAAAAGUGAACCAAUAUCAAUUUUAUUGGGUUGUGAUAUAUUUUUCAAAAUUCUUUUGCGUGAACAAUUGCCAAUAAUUCCUGGCGGGUUAUAUUUACAUGACACGCGUUUUGGUUAUGUUGUGGCAGGACAAUUACCGUUACAACGAAGCCCGGCCACCACGUCACAACAGAUAACAGCUGUUAGCAACUUUUGUAACCUUGACAAUGAAAUUAGGUCACGUGAGGUCGAUGACACUCUUACAUCUAUUGAUAGCUCACUCAAACAGCUGUGGCGGUGCGAGCAGGUGCCGCAGAUUUAUAAGGAGGCUUCAUCUGAGCAGGAACUAGCAGAAACAAUGUUUCAGGAGUCAGUCCAGCUAGAAGACUGUAAAUUUCAGGUAAAGCUACCUUUAAAGCAAGAGUUUAAUGAAGUCAGGCUGGGUAAUUCUUUAUCUCGAGCCUUACAGAGGUUCUAUAACUUAGAAAAAAGGUUUUUAAAGGAUCCGUUGCUUUUUCAGCAAUAUAAACAAUUUAUUGAUGAAUAUGUUUCGCUUGGGCAUGCGAAAUAUGUUGAUAUUGAAAGUUACAAUUUAGAAGAGGAUCCUGUAUAUUUUCUGUCUCAUCACCCUGUGAUUAAUGAAGGUAGUAAAACUACGCGGUUAAGGGUAGUUUUCGACGGUUCAAUGCAGACCGAUCGAAAAAUUUCAUUAAAUGACUUAAUGUUAAAUGGACCUUGUGUGCAAAACAGCUAG